CUCUCACACACACACACCAUCGCACAGGAGGACAGAACGCAGCCUGCACCUGACCACGGAGGCGCUCCGCUCCAGUGAGUUCCAGAACAGCGUUCCGUUCCGAUGUUGCCGAGCAACGGCGGCACAAUGGCGGAGCUGAGCGUGCAGGAGGGGGCGUGGCCAGCGGAGAGCCGGUGGGCCAAUUGCACGCAGCAGCAUGCGGCCGUCAUGGCGACUAAGCUGCUCCUGGGCGUGUUCAUUGGCUGGCUGUGCCGCGGCUCGCUCGGCCGCUCCCUGAUGGGCGUGUACCUCGCCUCCCUGCUGCUGGCCGACUUCCUGUUGGGGGCGGGGCUGACGGCCGCGUGGUGGCUAGAGGGGCGGGGUCUCCAUCUCUCCGCCACCUUGCUGUCUCACGCCUCUGCGGUCUACGCCGCCCUGCCGCUCCCCGCCCUCAUCCUGGGCGCCCUCGACUACGCAGCCACCGCCUACAGCAACCGCACACGCACAUGCAGCAGCAGCACCCCUGGCAACCACAUCAGCAUCACCCCUGGCGACAGUCACAGCAUCACCCAUGGCAACGGCAUGACCAGCAUCACCCAUGGCAACCACAUCAGCAUCACCCGUGGCAACCGCCUCGGUGGCAUCGUCAGUGGGCGUGGCGCGACGCUGCUGCGUGUGGUCGUCGUGGCGAUGAUGUGGGCCGGAGCGGGUCUGUCGUCGUGGCUCCACACGGACGCGUCGGUGCUGAUGCUGGAGGGGGGGGUGGGGGUGGGGACCAGCCCCUUCAUCAGCAUCUUCUGCCUCUCCAUCCUCCUCAUCACCACGGCAACACUCCUCACAAACCCCACGCACCUCCCACGCUGGGCUCGCCUGGCCAAUCACAUCAGCUCUCUACAACAGCAACCAGCCAAUCAGAUGAGCUCUCAACAGCAGCUGGCCAAUCACAGCUGCCGUCAGCCGUGGACACCGCCUCCCAGCUACGCUGAUCACAUCAAGGACUACAAGCCCCCAAGCAGCUACGUAGCCACUACUCCACAUCACACACCAGCCACUACUCCACAUCACACACCAGCCACUACUCCACAUCACACACCACCCAGCUACGUGGACACGACUCCACACCAGCUCACAUCCAGCCAUGUGAAGACACCAGACCACCAUAACUCCCCAAGCUGUAAAGACCCCCCCACGCCACAAUCCCCAGAGCCCCCCACGCCACAAUCCCCAGACCCCCCCACACCACACACCCCAGAAACCCCCCACGCCACACACACCCCAGACCCCCCCACGCCACAAUCCCCAGACCCCCCCACGCCACACACCCCAGAGCACACCAUUGUCACCUGCGAGAAGACAGCCAUCCUUGCACCCCCCAGCUAUGACGAGGACCGCACACCACACCACCUGACGCCCCCCAGCUAUGACGAGGCAGUGGGCCCCCUCCUCCUGCCCCCCCUGGGUUGCCCCCUCCCCCCGCUGCGUGUGAGCUGUGCGUUGCUGCUGGCUCUGCACUGGUGUCCGUACGUGCUGGUGCACCUGAGUAGUGACCUGCUGGGCAUGGCCAUUCCCGCCCACGUCUCCAACAACGCGCUCUGGGCCGCCGCCGCUAACAGCCUGCUAGCAGCACUCACGUACUGGGCCACGCACACACACACACGGGCAUGCUGCGACACACACACGCACACACACUCCAGCUGCGACACACACAAGCACACGCACACGUACACACACUCCAGCUGCGACACUCACACGGACAAGAGCUCGUUCACAGACCCGUGCACACACACCGGCUCGUGCACACACACCCCAUUCUGCACACACACCCCAUUCUGCAUCGGGGAUCAGGGCUUGGACCUGGUCUGUGAUUGGAGGAUUGCUGGAUAUCUGAGUUACCAUGCCAACGACAACAUCGCCUUCACACACACACUGCCAGAGGAGAUACACACACAGAGGAAACUCCCGCUCUGACUGACUGACACACACACACACACACAAACACAAACACACUCAAGGGCCAAAUGUUUACUUCCUUCUUCUGUAGAGGGAUUAACAUGUAAGAACAUUGGAGUACGAACAACCAUUUUUGACUUUUGCAUUUUAUUUUGGGAAAUGAAGUCCUAUCAUCUUGUGUGAAUUCUUGCUAGGGGUCGACCCAUACAGGUUUUUUAAUGGCCGAUGCGAUACCGAUAUUUUUUCCAUCACCCUUGGCCGAUACCCGAUUUCCGAUACCCGAUAUUUGGGGCCGAUAUGGGUUAAAAAAUGACAAAUAUUCCAGGUCUCAAGUUAAAAAUAAACAUUCCUUUAACAUUAUCAAAUUGAGGUAGAACUUGUAACAUUUAAACACCCACUCUAACAAUCAAGUAAUGUCUAACAAUCAAGUAAUACAAAAAUAAAGUGUCUUGGUGCUUCUAAAAAAACAGAAUAACCUAAAAUAAUAAUAAAAUUGUGUGCAUCAGCCAAAACCACAUGUGUAUCGGCCGAUACCGAUACACUUAAAAUAUUCAAAUAUCGGCCCGAUAUCGAACCGAUAUAUAUAUCGGUCUAUCCUUAGUAAGAACAUUGGAGUAAG
Engraulis encrasicolus (European anchovy) is the source of this 2548-nucleotide messenger RNA. RefSeq names its product mucin-2. The transcript has 4 exons. The record is from RefSeq and is a predicted model, not a curated record. NCBI's taxonomy places the organism in Eukaryota, Metazoa, Chordata, Actinopteri, Clupeiformes, Engraulidae. The coding region runs from base 103 to 1947 and encodes 614 amino acids. Gene Ontology annotation, cellular component: signaling receptor complex; plasma membrane.